CUCCAUUAAAGUCAGUCACUACAUGCGAGGAGAACUUUUCAAAGUACAGAGAGGCUGAAAUUGAAAGAGAAGCUCCGAUAGUGAAGACCCGGUGGUCGAUGAUGCUCCUCAUUGUUGUCUGGAGGCAAUUACAUAGAAGGAGAGUUAGACUUUGAAACUUCCAGUUUAGAUCCGGCGAAGAGAGAUCUGGGCAUCUAGAAAGACUAAAGAGGUAGUAGAUAAUAAGCUAUCAUGAACCACCCUGCUGGUUUUAUUGUGUCUGAUUGAUCUUACUCGGGAAUGGUUCGAUCUAUAUUCGCUCAUUGUUAGGAUCUGGUUAUAAAUCUCUAGCAGUACUCCAAUAUGUCAUCGAAAUCAUUCAGGGCGAGCAGGUUAUCUCUAUCAACAACCUCAGAUGCACCGGAUUCACAAUUUAACAAGCCUCCCCUGCCACCUACCGUGACCUUUGGCAGGAGAACUUCGUCAGGUCGAUAUAUCAGCUAUUCAAGGGAUGAUCUUGAUAGCGAACUUGGGAGCGGCGAUUUUAUGAACUACACAGUCCAUAUGCCACCCACCCCUGACAACCAGCCAAUGGAUCAUUCAAUCUCCCAGAAGGUUGAAGAACAAUAUGUAUCAAAUUCACUUUUUACAGGUGGAUUUAAUACUGUUACACGUGCUCAUCUCAUGGACAAGGUGAUUGAAUCAGAGGCACAUCAUCCCCAAAUGGCUGGUGCAAAAGGAUCUUCCUGUGCCAUUCCUGGGUGUGACGCUAAGGUGAUGAGCGAUGAACGGGGAGCGGAUAUCCUUCCUUGCGAAUGUGAUUUCAAGGUCUGUAGGGAUUGUUAUCUGGAUGCUAUUAAAACUGGAGAUGGAAUUUGCCCGGGGUGUAAAGAAUCAUAUAAACCCACUGAUUUGGAUGAAGUGGUGGAAAAUGUGCGGCCACUUACACUACCACCACCUGCUGGGUUGUCUAAAAUGGAGAGGAGGAUGUCGUUGAUGAGAUCAAGGAAGUCGAUGCUCAUGAGGAGCCAGACUGGAGAUUUCGAUCAAAGCCGCUGGCUGUUUGAAACAAGGGGUACCUAUGGCUACGGGAAUGCUAUAUGGCCAAAGGAAGGAGGAUUUGGUAAUGGGAAAGAUGAUGAGAUCGUUGAGCCUUCAGAAUUAAUGAACAGACCAUGGAGGCCUCUCACUCGCAAAUUAAAGAUUCCAGCUGCUAUUCUCAGCCCAUAUAGGCUACUAGUUCUGGUUCGGAUGGUUGUUCUUGGAUUAUUCUUGGCGUGGAGGGUCAAGCACCCAAACAAUGAUGCAAUCUGGCUAUGGGGAAUGUCUGUGGUUUGUGAAUUAUGGUUUGCUUUCUCUUGGGUUCUUGAUCAACUGCCCAAGCUCUGCCCUAUCAAUCGUGCUACAGACCUUAAUGUCUUGAAAGAGAAGUUUGAAACACCAAGCCCAAACAAUCCUAGUGGGAAAUCUGAUCUCCCAGGCAUAGAUAUCUUUGUCUCCACAGCAGAUCCGGAGAAGGAACCCCCUCUGGUCACUGCAAAUACAAUCUUGUCCAUUCUAGCUGCUGAUUAUCCUGUUGAAAAGCUUUCUUGUUAUGUUUCUGAUGAUGGAGGUGCACUGUUAACCUUUGAAGCCAUGGCGGAAGCUGCAAGCUUUGCUAAUACAUGGGUGCCAUUUUGCCGCAAACAUGACAUUGAGCCCAGGAACCCUGAAUCUUAUUUUAAUUUGAAGAGGGAUCCUUACAAAAACAAGGUAAAGACAGACUUUGUCAAGGAUCGUAGACGGGUAAAGCGUGAGUAUGAUGAAUUCAAGGUUCGCAUUAAUGGCCUGCUGGACUCCAUCCGCCGCCGGUCUGACGCCUAUCAUGCCAGGGAGGAAAUAAAAGCCAUGAAACAAGAGAGAGAGAAGAGCAAUGAUGAACCUUUAGAGAGUGUCAAGAUCCCGAAGGCUACAUGGAUGGCGGAUGGAACUCACUGGCCAGGGACUUGGUCGAAUCCUGCACCGGAGCACUCUCGGGGUGAUCAUGCUGGAAUAAUACAGGUGAUGUUGAAACCUCCGAGUGAUGAACCGUUAACAGGCACAGCUGAUGACGGGGUCAUUGACCUGACUGAUGUUGAUAUUCGUCUCCCCAUGCUUGUUUAUGUUUCCCGUGAGAAGCGACCCGGCUAUGAUCACAACAAGAAAGCAGGGGCCAUGAAUGCCCUGGUUCGAGCCUCUGCAAUCAUGUCCAAUGGCCCCUUCAUUCUCAACCUUGAUUGUGACCACUACAUCUAUAACUCCGAGGCUAUGAGGGAAGGCAUGUGCUUCAUGAUGGAUAGAGGUGGAGACCGCCUUUGCUAUGUCCAGUUCCCUCAGAGAUUUGAGGGAAUAGACCCAUCCGAUCGCUAUGCCAAUCACAACACUGUUUUCUUUGACGGUAAUAUGCGAGCCCUUGAUGGCCUUCAGGGUCCAGUCUAUGUCGGAACGGGAUGCCUCUUUCGAAGGGUCGCCCUAUAUGGCUUUGACCCUCCUCGAGCAAAAGAACACCAGUCUGGCUGCUGUAGGUGCUGCUUCACCCGUCGUAAAAAGCAUGCCACAGUUUCCAACACUCCAGAAGAGAACCGAGCCUUGAGGAUGGGUGACUCGGAUGAUGAAUGCAUGAACCUCUCCUUGGCUCCUAAGCAGUUUGGAAACUCAACUUUCCUCAUCGAUUCAAUCCCAGUUGCAGAGUUCCAAGGCCGACCCCUUGCGGAUCAUCCAGCAGUGAAGAAUGGCCGGCCUCCUGGUGCUCUCACCAUUCCCCGAGAGCUCCUUGAUGCAUCUUCUGUUGCAGAGGCAAUCAGCGUCAUCUCAUGCUGGUACGAGGAUAAGACAGAGUGGGGACAGCGUGUUGGGUGGAUUUACGGGUCUGUUACUGAAGAUGUUGUCACAGGGUAUAGGAUGCACAACAGGGGAUGGAAAUCAGUUUACUGUGUGACCAAGCGGGAUGCCUUCCGUGGGACUGCCCCAAUCAAUCUCACAGAUAGGCUCCAUCAGGUUCUUCGCUGGGCUACUGGCUCUGUUGAGAUAUUCUUCUCUCGCAACAAUGCCCUCUUGGCAAGCUCAAGAAUGAAGUUUUUGCAGAGGAUUGCAUACCUCAAUGUUGGAAUCUACCCCUUCACUUCCAUCUUUUUAAUUGUCUACUGCUUUCUUCCAGCGCUCUCCCUAUUCUCUGGGCAAUUUAUUGUCCAAACUCUCAAUGUCACUUUUCUUGUCUACCUUCUGGUCAUCUCCAUUACUCUCUGUAUGCUUGCUGUGCUUGAGAUCAAGUGGUCAGGCAUUGAACUAGAGGAGUGGUGGAGGAAUGAGCAGUUUUGGUUGAUUGGAGGCACUAGUGCUCACUUGGCAGCUGUGCUUCAGGGGCUGCUAAAGGUCAUUGCUGGGAUUGAGAUUUCCUUCACCUUGACAUCAAAAUCAGCUGGUGAUGAUGAAGAUGAUGAUUUUGCUGAUCUCUAUGUUGUCAAGUGGACAUCCCUCAUGAUUCCACCAAUCACAAUUAUGAUGACCAACUUGAUUGCCAUAGCAGUGGGGUUCAGCCGAACUAUAUACAGUGUGAUUCCGCAGUGGAGUCGCCUGUUAGGUGGGGUUUUCUUUAGCUUUUGGGUUUUGGCACAUCUCUACCCCUUCGCCAAAGGGUUAAUGGGAAGAAGAGGGAGGACGCCCACAAUUGUUUUCGUGUGGUCAGGACUUAUUGCAAUCACCAUAUCUCUUCUUUGGGUGGCAAUCAAUCCCCCACAAGGCAAUAACCAAAUUGGAGGUUCAUUCCAGUUUCCUUGACAAGUAAUUUUUCCUAUCAGGAUAACCAACAGGGGGAGAAACACAAAAGUGGUCUAUUUCAGUGGGCAGUUCAAGUACGUAUACUACAGUUCUGAAAAACAAUUAUGAAUUCCCUAAAAAGCUCUCCAUUCACGCAGAAGGUGUGGACUUAGUAAUUGAAGCAACAGAGGUGCAUGAUCAAGUUAAUCUAAACUAAC
This is a messenger RNA of Ilex paraguariensis (yerba mate), 3971 nucleotides long. The record is from the annotation of a GenBank genome assembly. NCBI's taxonomy places the organism in Eukaryota, Viridiplantae, Streptophyta, Magnoliopsida, Aquifoliales, Aquifoliaceae.